AUGGCCGAACAACAACUUCCUACAGGCAAAGUUCACGCAGUCAUCGACUACGAAGAUUGCUAUGUACAGCCCUUGAUACUGGCUGCUCUCAAGGCACGCAUGCCCGCCGACGUUUUGGUCUUGACGCAAAGUAUUUCGGACGCACCUGCCUCGGAUGCCAAAUUAUUACAAUGGAAACAGUACGAAUCUUUGGAUCUGGACCAUGUGAUGGAGAAUUCCCAGACCAGCUUGAUGAACUCAUACAUCAUCAGAAAGGCACUCAUCAGAAAGCAUUACCUGUCUACCACUGUAUCUCACUGGUUGACCAAGAACCCCGACUCUUGUUUGCGAAAGAAUGUCAAGCCCAGUGUCGAGUUCGAAUUGGAUUUCGCCGAAUUUCUCGAUGAUGCUCUGGUCGAGGCGUUCGAGCUCAGAGAGAGCUUCGAAGAGAAUGAAGGACUUGAAGACUCGGAGAAGCAGUGGUGGAUCUUGAAGCCUGGAAUGAGCGAUCGUGGACAAGGCAUUCGUCUUUUCAAUUCCGAAGAGGACUUGACUGCGAUCUUCGAGUCUUGGGAGGAAGACAGCGAUGAUGAAGAAGCUGAACACUCAGGAGAUGAAGACGAGCAGAAGGGCGACGACGAAGACGACGAAGGCAAUGGCGUGAUCACAUCUCAACUCCGACACUUCAUCGCACAACCAUACAUCCACCCGCCGUUGCUACUUCCCGCUCCUUUUGCGUCUGCAAACCGCAAGUUCCACAUCCGCACCUACGUCCUCGCAGUAGGGGCCUUGAAGGUAUUUGUGUACAAGCCUAUGCUUGCUCUAUUUGCUGGAAAGACAUACACUGCACCAUGGGAGACUGAAGACCCUAACGAGGAACUUGCAAGUCAUCUUACAAACACCUGUAUGCAGACUGGAGAACGUGAAGGCAGCGUACACGCUUUCUGGUCCUUGCCCGACGAUGUCCCUGGCUUGUCGUCUGACUGGAAGCAAGACACUUUCGACCAGAUCUGCAAGAUCACUGGUGAAGUGUUUGAGGGAGCCGCUAGGGGCAUGAUGGUUCAUUAUCAACCUUUGCCAAACGCUUUCGAACUCUUCGGUGUUGAUUUCAUGCUGGAUGCAGAGGGAACUCCUUACUUGCUCGAGAUCAAUGCUUUCCCUGACUUUGCUCAGACUGGAGAUGAGCUCAACAGCAUAGUACAAGGACUCUUCGAGGAGGUGGUCGAUGUCGCCAUCAAACCGUUCUUCGGCAUCUCGUCAGACGAGAAGCCGCUAUCUGAAAGAGAACGCAUGGCAUUAGCAUUAGAUAUCAACUUGGGUAGGAACUAG
Messenger RNA from Aureobasidium musti, 1308 nucleotides. NCBI's taxonomy places the organism in Eukaryota, Fungi, Ascomycota, Dothideomycetes, Dothideales, Saccotheciaceae. The record is from the annotation of a GenBank genome assembly.